Messenger RNA from Trichoplusia ni (cabbage looper), 2318 nucleotides. RefSeq names its product ecdysone 20-monooxygenase-like (gene shd). The coding region runs from base 323 to 1873 and encodes 516 amino acids. The transcript has 9 exons. Gene Ontology annotation, molecular function: oxidoreductase activity, acting on paired donors, with incorporation or reduction of molecular oxygen; monooxygenase activity; iron ion binding. The record is from RefSeq and is a predicted model, not a curated record. Lineage: Eukaryota; Metazoa; Arthropoda; Insecta; Lepidoptera; Noctuidae.
ACUGUUCAUACGCAAUGAACGCUUGCUGUUCGAUAUCCACAAUCCAUAAUUAUUAAUUCGUGGAUAUAGAGCGUGAAAUAAAGCAUUCAGGCAAAACAAGAAGUAAGUAGGUAUAUAGGGGCGCAACGUGUUGGCGGAUUCUCAGUCGCCAGCUACGAGGCUCGCGGGCUGCCGGCCGACUCCCGUGAGCGACCUCGUGUAUGAGCCACCUAUCGACACAGAUAAAGGAAUUCCUAUGUGAUGUUAGUAAACAAAAAGUGUAUAAAUAAAAAGCGCGGCGUGUUCCCUCUGUCAGUCUAGUUGUGAACUUAAGCUGGCUACGAUGUCUCUUCCGGGAGUUUUCCUUUUUUCUCACUACGUAGAAAGCUUUUGGAGCACGCCCCCGCCUCUCGUGGACUGGUCCUGCGUGCCCACGCUGGUGUUGGCUGUGAUUCUGGUGGUGGUGGCGGCCACGGCGCUGGCGGCGCGCACGGCUGACGGCAAGCAGAGCACGCGCCUGCCCGGCCCACAGCCGCUGCCCUUCCUUGGCACCAGAUGGCUCUUCUGGAGCCGGUAUAAGAUGAAUAAGCUCCAUGAAGCUUAUGAAGACAUGUUCAGGCGUUACGGGCCGGUAUUCGUGGAGACGACUCCUGGGGGCGCUGCUGUGGUGUCGAUCGCUGAGCGCGCGGCGCUAGAGGCUGUGCUGCGGGCGCCCGCUAAGCGCCCCUACCGCCCCCCCACCGAGAUCGUGCAGACCUACCGCAGGAGCAGACCCGAUAGAUACGCCUCCACUGGACUAGUCAACGAGCAAGGUGAAAAAUGGCAUCAUCUUCGUCGUCAUUUGACAGCGGAGUUGACGAGUCCCAACACCAUGCAAGGCUUUUUACCAGAGCUGAACAAUAUCUGUGACGACUUCCUAGACUUGUUGGACUCCUGUCGCCGCAGCGAUGGAACCGUGACUGGAUUUGAUCAACUGACCAAUAGAAUGGGAUUGGAGUCGGUAUGUGGCCUUAUGUUGGGCUCAAGGCUUGGCUUUUUGGAGCGGUGGAUGUCGGGGAGAGCGGCGACCCUGGCGGCCGCCGUCAAGGCUCACUUCAGGGCCCAGAGGGACUCUUACUACGGAGCACCGCUGUGGAAGUUCGCACCCACAACACUCUACAGAACAUUCGUCAAGAGCGAGGAGACUAUUCAUACGAUAGUAUCGGAGCUUAUGGAAGAGGCGAAGAUCAAGAAACAAGGUUCUGCCAAUGAUGACGGCAUGAGAGAGAUUUUUCUGAGGAUCCUGGAGAACCCCGCGCUCGACAACAGGGACAAGAAAGCUGCUGUUAUCGAUUUCAUUACAGCUGGUAUUGAAACUCUGGCAAACAGUCUUGUGUUCCUGCUAUACUUGCUGAGCGGCCGGCCGGACUGGCAAAGGACCAUCCGCGCGCAGCUACCGUCUUGCAGCACCCUCACUGCUGAGGACUUGGCCAACGCGCCUUCUGUACACGCCGCGAUCUAUGAAGCCUUCAGACUGUUGCCGACCGCACCAUUCCUUGCCAGGCUGUUGGAUGCUCCCAUGACUAUUGCUGGACAUAAAUUGCCUGCAGGGACUUUCGUGCUGGCCCAUACGGGUGCGGCUUGCCGUCGCGAGGAGAACUUCUGGCGCGCGCGCGAAUUCCUUCCGGAGCGCUGGUUGGAGCCCACCGCGCCGCACGCCCCGUCCCUGGUGGCUCCCUUCGGCCGCGGCCGCCGCAUGUGUCCGGGGAAACGAUUCGUGGACCUUGAACUACACCUACUGCUUGCUAAGAUAAUGCAAAGAUGGCGCGUGGAGUUCGACGGAGAGUUGGACAUUCAAUUUGACUUCCUGUUGGCGCCCAAGUCUCCAGUGUCGCUUCGGUUAGUCGAAUGGUAGCAAUAGGCUAGCCAGCUGGCUAUUUACCGUUUGUGCUUCUUGAAAAGUAAUUAUAGGCCAUACAACAAUCUUGAAACUUAACAUCAGGAUUUGCAAAAUUAUUCAGAUUCCAUUUUAAAAUUUAUUGAGUUCUGGACAAAUUUACGGAACAGACGAUAAAGGUAUUUGGUCUGAAUUAUAGUUUGUAAUUAUUGUAUUUGCGUUUGUAUAAUUAUAGCUUUAUUAAGACUAAAGAUCGACCUUGACUUUAUUAUUUGCUGUUUAAUUUUAUUGACUGUAAUAAUGUCCGUCUUGUAUCUUGCUAAUAUUAAUUUAAUACGAGUGUUCAAAGUGUCUUCCACUUGCUCAGCUAAGAUUAUUGGCAUUCGUUUAACUGUAUGCUUCUAUUUAAGAGAUACCUAAGUAAGCCUGGUGUUUAGCUCCAGAACAUUUUCCAUUCUUAAAA